AUGGGAAGAGCUCACGUUUAUUAUCUAAAAUAUCGUUUCGGAGCAGUUGAUGAAAGAAAAUCCAUUCUGACUGCUAAAGCUGCUCUCUGCCAACCACAAUUGGAAUUGGUUUCUUUAAUGGUAACAACAGAUCCUUCAAUGUAUUACUACCCAACAUGUACAAGAAUCGAAAGAUGUGGAGGAUGCUGUGGGAGUCAUUUAAUGACCUGCCAGGCAGUAGAAUCAGAAAUAGUAAACAUGAAGGUCAUAGUGACACAAUAUGUAGGGAAACCUCAUAUGAUCUACAAGGGACAUGAGAUAGUACCCCUAGAACGACAUACAAAAUGUAAAUGUGACUGUAUUAAGAAGGAAACGGAUUGCAAUACGCUCCAAGAGUUCCACAAGAAUGACUGCGAAUGUGUUUGUAUAAAUGUGGAUGAACAACAAAAGUGCCAAUUACAAAGUCACAAUAAACAAUGGGAUCCCUCUACUUGUACCUGCAACUGCAGAGAGUCAAGGGAUUGUAAUUCUAGUAGUUACUACGAUCUUGAUUCUUGCAGCUGUAUACAAAGAUCUUCCUCAAGAAAUAGAAGAAAAGAUGUAUAUUUCUAUGAGCCAACACUAAGUUACAAAAGUAAAAAGAUUCAGGAAUUAAACCUUAUAUGGCCGCUACCGUAUCUUCUGUGUGCCGGCGGCCAUAACAAUCGUAUUUCCAGGAGAGGCAAGGAGAGGUUAGCAUUGGGUUGGGCGUGUGUAUUGUUGCCAAUCACGAUGGUAUCCUUAAACCCAGUAAGAAUUUUGAAACAUGAAGCAGAAGAAGAAAAGGCUGAAACAGCCCGAUUAUCAAGCUUUGUGGGUGCUGUUGCGAUUGGGGACUUGGUGAAAAGCACACUGGGGCCAAAAGGAAUGGACAAAAUUUUGGUAUCACAAGGUCGCGGUGAGGGUCAAGUAGAAAUAACCAAUGAUGGUGCUACAAUUCUGAAAGCUAUUGGUGUUGAUAAUCCUGCUGCCAAGAUUUUAGUGGACAUGUCGCGGGUUCAAGAUGAUGAAGUUGGUGAUGGAACAACAUCAGUUACUGUCCUAGCUGCUGAAUUAUUACGAGAGGCAGAAAAAUUAAUAGACCAAAAGAUUCAUCCCCAAAUUAUUAUAGCUGGUUGGAGAAAGGCUGCUCAGAUUGGGCGUAAUGCUCUCAAUGGUGCAUCGUCAGAUAACAGUGCUAAUGAAAGCAAAUUUCAUGAAGAUUUAUUGAACAUAGCUCGAACUACUCUCAGCUCUAAAAUAUUGUCCCAACACAAGGAAUAUUUUGCGAAAUUGGCUGUAAGUGCAGUCUUACGUCUGAAGGGAUCUGGCAACCUUUCUGCCAUUCAGAUAAUUAAAAAGACUGGAGGAACAUUGGAAGAUUCUUUCUUAGAUGAAGGCUUCCUCUUGGAUAAGAAGCCUGGGCUCCACCAACCUAAAAGAGUAGAAAAUGCACGCAUUCUUAUAGCCAACACUCCCAUGGAUACUGACAAAAUUAAGAUAUUUGGAUCACGUGUACGGGUCGAUUCAAUGGCUAAAAUAGCAGAACUAGAACUUGCAGAGAAGGAAAAGAUGAGAGAUAAGGUCAACAAAAUUCUGAAGCACAACAUUAAUGUUUUUAUCAACAGGCAGUUGAUUUACAACUAUCCUGAGCAAUUGUUUGCUGAUGCGGGUGUGAUGGCAAUUGAACAUGCAGAUUUUGAUGGUAUUGAGCGUUUAGCAUUGGUUACUGGGGGUGAAAUUGUGUCUACAUUUGAUCAUCCAGAACUUGCAAAGUUGGGUAAAUGUGAUGUUAUUGAGCAGGCAAAAGAUACUUUGUUGCGAUUUGGAGGUGUAGCUCUUGGUGAAGCAUGUACUGUUAUCAUUCGUGGUGCUACUCAACAGAUCUUGGAUGAAGCUGAACGCUCUCUACAUGAUGCAUUGUGUGUUCUUGCAGCAACUGUUAGGGAGAGCCGUAUCGUGUAUGGAGGAGGUUGCAGUGAAAUGCUCAUGGCCUGUGCCAUUCAGGCAGAAGCUGCCAAGACUCCAGGCAAAGAAUCUGUUGCAAUGGAAGCAUUUGCUCGUGCUUUGCAAAUGCUGCCCACUAUAAUUGCUGACAACGCAGGAUAUGAUUCAGCUCAAUUGAUCAGUGAACUCCGUGCUUGUCACUCUCAAGGAUCUUGUACAAUGGGCUUAAAUAUGGAAGCUGGCAAAAUUGGAUGUAUGAAAGAACUUGGCAUUACUGAAUCUUUUGUUGUGAAACGUCAAGUGCUCUUGUCUGCUGCUGAAGCUGCUGAAAUGAUUCUGCGUGUUGACAAUAUCAUAAAAGCAGCUCCCAGGAAGCGUGUUCAGGACCGUGGACACUGCUAACUUAUUUCUUAUUAAAAGAGAAAGCAAGAUAUUCAUUGUAUUCAUGAAGAACAUUGCUCCUACUUCUCAAAAAUAUGAAUUGGCUACAUUAAUAUUAUUUAACAGUUCUAAUGCUUUAUGCCACUGAUGUUUUGUCACCAAUAUACUUAAUUUACACUUGUCAAAUGUUCUGUUUGAUACCAUUAAUAAAUAAUAAAUUUCUUAGAUACACAUUGUUUGUUCAUGAAUUUAUUCUAUUGAUUGUUUAGUAUAAAGAAGGGAAAUCACUGGUAUAAAACUUUUCUUUUUAUCACAAAAAUUGAGAUUGUGUUUAGUUUCCUUGAAGAAAUUUAGAUUUGUGGAGAGUAUGAGUGCUUAAGAUUGUGAAAUUAAAUUAAUAGUAGUUACGUCCCUAACGUACUCCCUCCGCACUAAUCUACCCCAAAAUAUCGCAUAGAUGAAACUAUUCAAAUAUAUAAGCAUAAUACAUAAAGCUCAUCCUCGUUUAAUUAUUAACUUAUAAUGUGGUCAUAUUAAUGGAUUUUUUAAAUAUUAUUUUAUUGUUAUUUAGAGUUACAACAAAUGAAAGUUCAUGCUGCAUGAGAAAUGAAAACGAGGGAUGUUACAGCAGCAUAAUUCUUCACGGGAAGUUUGUAAGGGGUUGUCCAUAAAUUGCGUAAUGCUAAACGGAGGGUAGGGGGCUGAAGGUAGUUGCGUUGUGUGAUGUAGGGGUAGGGUAAUUUUUAUUUUGUGUCCUACUUUGUUUUUUUGUCUUAUUCUAAAAUAUUAACUAAUUUGUUUUAAAAACACACAUUAAACUUAUUAAAAGUUGUUACAAUUAAUACAACUAUUUUAUCUUUUUUUUUUAUUGAAUUUGUAUGAUUAUGAAGAAAAUAUUCAAAACUAAUCUGUAGUAUAUUUUAGAAUCCAAUUAAAUUGGUACAGAAGCCUCCUGCUCAUGCUCAAUCCACAAUGACAUGUGCAUGGCUUGUGUUCAGAAAUUUUC
Gryllus bimaculatus (two-spotted cricket) is the source of this 3331-nucleotide messenger RNA. Lineage: Eukaryota; Metazoa; Arthropoda; Insecta; Orthoptera; Gryllidae. The record is from the annotation of a GenBank genome assembly.